AUGAAGAAGAGACGAAUUGGAAACUCAGACAAUUCUUCGCGUGCUUUAGAAAAUUUGAGUAUAGGGGAAGAGAAUAAAAAGUAUAUUUAUCCAAGUAUAGCAAACUCACCAAUACUUUUAUGUAAUGAUAAAAUAAUAUAUGGAUAUGGAAAUAGCUUAAUAGUAUUUUGUUUGAAGGAGAAUAAAUAUAUAAAGAAGAUCCAAGACCAUAGGAAUGCUAUAAGAUCAUUGGAUGUAAAUGAAAAUAAUAAAUACUUUUUAACAACGGGGGAUGAUAAAUUAAUUAUAAUAUAUGAUGAAAAUUGGACAGUAUGCCACAGAAUAAUUCACAAAAAAAAAAUAGUUAAGGCAUAUUUCUUGAAAUAUGUACAACGGGAAGAAAAAAAAUUUGAAAUACUAUUUGUAGACAAAUAUGGGGAUAUGUACAUAUAUGAUAUAAAUACGCUCAUUCGGAAGGAGGAUGAGCCAACGGAUAGCGCUACAGUUGAAGGUAACGAAAAAAGGAGUGCAAAAAAUGGGCACCUGCGGAUAGAGAAGUCGAAGGAGGAUGAUCAAAAAGAGGAGAAAACGGAGGAAGACGAUAAAGGCACUGUCAAACUGCGCUAUUUAAACGAUGCGUUAAAUGAGAUUCAGGAAAAUGAUGACGAUUUAUUUUUUAUGAAAGAUUUUGAACAUAUGUUACAAAAUAAUUCUGAAUGUUCAGAAAAUUCGUUACUUAGUGAUAAAAGCAAUAAUAAGCAAGAGGAUAAUACCGAAGGAGAAAUGGUAGACGACUAUGCGAACCAUGAGUUAUUAAAUUUAAAGGAUAAAAAUAAAAUGAAUAAUGUAAAGAAGAAACUAGAAAGGCACUAUUUAAAAUGUUUACAAAAUAAAUGUUUGCUUUACCCUAUUAUGACAUGCAAUUCUGCUGUAAUUUCUUUGUAUUAUGAUAAGAAUUUUUUAAUAAUAGGUGAUAGGGAUGAAAAAAUAAGAAUAAUAAAAAAUAAAAGUAUUAAUAAGAUAUAUAACUUUUAUUUAAAUCACAAGCUUUUUAUUACUUCACUUCUUUUAAUUAAUGAACAUACAUUUUGUUCAGCUGCAGCGGAUUGCUACUUACAUUUGUGGGAUAUUAAAACAAAAGAAAUUGUCGAUUCAUUAUAUCUUGAUUUUCAUUUUUUAUCAAAAUUUAUAGAAUUAAAAUUAAUAUUUAACAAUUCCAAUCACAUGAACAAAUAUAAAUUUAUCGUAAGCAUUUUAAAUUAUCAUCACACAGCCUCAUCCAUCUUUGCUACUAUAGAAAAUUUGAAAGGAAUACUAAUAAUACCAUUAAUUAUGGACAGUAAAACAAAUAGUAAUAUAAAAUUUAACAAGGAGAAUAUCUCGUUUUACCCCUUAAAAUAUGAUGUAUUAUCCUUCCUCUUUUUAAAUGUUUACAAUACAUAUGUCGUAUUUUUUACUGAUAGAAAUAAGGGCACUUUACACCAAAUAAAAUUAAAUGAACACGGUCAGCUCGGUGGUGAGUUGAUUACGUAUGACCACUCCUUUUUUGAUGGCAAGGAAAAAAUGGAUAUAGGAUUAAUAAAUUACUGGAAACACACAACUAUAGAGGGUGAUUCGUAUUAA
Plasmodium malariae is the source of this 1602-nucleotide messenger RNA. Its product is annotated as WD repeat-containing protein, putative. Gene Ontology annotation, cellular component: tRNA methyltransferase complex; cytosol; nucleus. Bases 1 to 1602 code for a protein of 533 amino acids. The transcript is spliced from 2 exons. Gene Ontology annotation, biological process: RNA (guanine-N7)-methylation. Lineage: Eukaryota; Apicomplexa; Aconoidasida; Haemosporida; Plasmodiidae. The record is from RefSeq and is a predicted model, not a curated record. Gene Ontology annotation, molecular function: tRNA (guanine(46)-N7)-methyltransferase activity; protein binding.